AUGGCAGACGCUGCGCCCUCCGCGAUACGCCCACCGAGCGGUGAUCAGCAGCAGCAGCAGCAGCAGCAGCAGCAGCAGCAGCAGCAGCAGCAGCAGCAGGAGGACGAGGAGGAGAAGCAGCAGGAGGAGCAUACGCCACAGGAACAGCCCGGAGAGCCACCAUCUGUGAAUCAAGCAGCAGAUGGGCCGCAGGAUGGGCCGGUCUCAGGGGAGGACGGCGGCGCUGCCAGCAGCGGCUUGGGGGUAGAGGAGGAAGAGCGACGCCAGGAGGAGGCGCGUGCGGCGGCGCUGGCGACAAGACCAUUUGCAGAGCAGAUUGCAGAGGUUGCUGGAAACCUGAAGCUCAAGUCUCAGUCCUGCCAGGCGGCCAAGUACCUGCUGCGCCUCCUGGACAGCCGCCCCCAGGAGGUGGCGGCCUACCUGGCCAUCGUCGAGCUGCUGAGCCGCCUCAUCGCCGACGGACCCGCACUGCCGGCAGCGGGCGCCGCCAUGACGGCGUUGGCGCGGCUGUGCUUGGCGCCAGAGGGGCGGGCGCGCGUGCGGGCAGAGGCGGGGCUCGUGCCUGUCAUCAGGUAUGUGGCAGUGGCGGAGCCCGACAGGGCGGCCAACGCGGAGGCGGCGGCGCUGCUGCUGGCCAACGUGGCGGGCGACAAGCUGGCGCGCCGCGCGCUGGUCGCUGCUGGCGCGCUGGAAGCGCUGGUUGCGCUGCUGCAGAGAACGAAGAGUCACGACAGCGCCUUGUCUGCGUACGUCGCCGGCGCGCUCAUGGUACUGCUGAGCGACGGUGCUGCCGCGGCGCAGCAGCGGUUUGUGGACUGCGGCGGUAUAGAGGCGGCCUGCAAGGCCUUGGCCGAGCGCCCCCGCAGCGACGCCGGCCGCAGCACGCUGCGCCUGCGCCUCCUGCUGGCGGAGCUGUGCCACGCCAACAAAUCGUGGGAGACGCAGUGCCAGCAGGCAGCCCUGGACUCGGCGCCCAGCGUGCUGCUUUCAGCGCAAAUGGGUGCAGGUCCUGCCCCCAAAGGCGUUGCUGCGGGAGGCGGGUGA
Messenger RNA from Monoraphidium neglectum, 1044 nucleotides. RefSeq lists its product as hypothetical. The record is from RefSeq and is a predicted model, not a curated record. The coding region runs from base 1 to 1044 and encodes 347 amino acids. The transcript has 5 exons. Lineage: Eukaryota; Viridiplantae; Chlorophyta; Chlorophyceae; Sphaeropleales; Selenastraceae.